Prorocentrum cordatum is the source of this 372-nucleotide messenger RNA. The record is from the annotation of a GenBank genome assembly. NCBI's taxonomy places the organism in Eukaryota, Dinophyceae, Prorocentrales, Prorocentraceae.
AUGGUGAAGGCGCUAAGCUUAUUGUACCAGAUGAACACGGCCUCUUUCCCUACUCGCGGCUGGAGCGAGGACACGAACGAGGUGCUGGCUGGUCAGGUGCAGCUGGCGUCGAACGCCUUGCUUCACUUGAGCGACAUCGGAGAGCAGCCCGAUGAAGAAGUGGCCGACGGCCCGGAAGCUCGCCCUGCUCAGCAUGGGGGAGUUCCCCCGGGAGCUGACCAAGAGAAGGCGCUCGGGGUCCCGGUCAGCGUGCUCAACGACCGCGACAGGGUCAACGUGCCGAGUUCCCAGAUAGGGAUGAUCGAGUUCAUGUUGCUGCCCCUCGUCGAGGCGACGGUGCACAUCUUCCCCGCGCUGUGCCACACGGCCAAG